Molecule: messenger RNA, 6230 nt
Organism: Larimichthys crocea (large yellow croaker)
Lineage: Eukaryota; Metazoa; Chordata; Actinopteri; Sciaenidae
Gene: cbarpa
Product: CACN subunit beta associated regulatory protein a
Exons: 11
Coding region: 460-3447 (995 amino acids)
Biological process (GO): negative regulation of voltage-gated calcium channel activity; negative regulation of calcium ion-dependent exocytosis
Cellular component (GO): secretory granule; plasma membrane
Molecular function (GO): transmembrane transporter binding
Source: RefSeq, a predicted model, not a curated record
UGCCAUUCAUGCCCAGCUGCUGUGAAUGAGGACGGGUUUUCUCCUCCAUCUCACAUCAUCACCACCAUCAGCAUCACCAUCAUCAGUGCUGGUCACGUGGUGCGUCGGGAGCGGGCGGUGGGCGUGUCUAAUCGCGUGUGGUUUCAUUCAUAACUACAGUCUUUAUUUGAAGCCCAAAUUAAAGUAUGCAGACGGGGCAGGCUGCCUGUGGACCGCCGCUUCACACGGACUCUACAGCCGGGCUGAGAGCACACGACGCAGGGAUGUGGGACAGCCCCGAUCGGCGGGUUUUCGGAGGAGAGAGGAAGACGCUGCUGAUGCUGAUGCUGAUGCUGAGGCUGCUGCUGCUGAGCGCCGCCGGCUGCAGCGGGUCGCUGUAGUCAGUCAGCUUGCACAGAGCGGAGGGAAGCUGCUCCAACACCGCCCGUAUAGACCGGUUCACUCACGCUGACCUGGACCAUGAGCAAUGAUUUGCCUGUUCUGACAAGCCUGACUGAGAACUCCACUGAUGUGCCUGUGUCUGCGGGCCAGGUGGAGAACUAUGUGCUGCUGUUGGUGCUGCUGAGUGUUUUUGCCGGGGGGACGCUGGUCCUGCUCUCCCUGCUGCUCCUCUUCUGUCACCGCUGUUGCAUGGGUGGACGACGCUACUCCAGAGCCAGCGAUGACCUCGAGAAGACAAACACCACGUAUGCUGAGGAUUCUCAGCCCACCCAAGAGAUCACCAUUCAUCUGGAUGAAUCAGACGCUCUCUCAGCUUCGAGCUGUCACGAUGGAGAGUCAGAACGAUUUGUCUCCACCAUGUCGACUGGCCGCAGAGUCUCCUUCAAUGAAUCUGCACUUUACGAACAGGAGAAGACAACUCAGGACAAAGCACGCAGGUACACUUUGACUGAGGGAGACUUCCACCACCUGAAAAAGGCCCGGCUGACCCACCUUCACCUGCCUCCGGCCCCGUGUGACCUGAAGAUCCUCACUAUCAUGGAGUGUGACUCAACAGAAAGCAGCACCCUCAACAUCAGUGAGACUACAGCUCCCAAACUUCCCCUUACCAUCUACCAGCCCACUGAGAGACGAGUCCCCGACUGGAUGGGACAGAGCCUCAGUGGAGGUCUGCCAGGAGACCCGCACCACUCCACCAUCCUGGACCAGGGCCCGAGACAGGCCUCAUCAGCCAUGAAAACACAGCACACAUGGUCCCAGACAAUGGAGGCGGUCGGGGACAGGGGAGAGGCUGAGAGCAAAAGGGGGACGAGAGGAGAGUUAACUCAAGCUCCGGGCCAGACUUCAGUUCUACAUUUCUUCUCUAAAUUGCGACGGCAUGCCAGUCUGGAGGGCGCAGGGCCUUACUUCAGGAGGUGGAAGUUUGACAGCAGUCACCGAGCUGCAAGCCUGGAUGCUAAAGGAUCCCCUAAAAGAAAGCCCUUCCAGAGACAGAGAGCAGCAAGUGAAACCACAGAUCACGCCGACGACGACGACUCUCCUCUCCGAGAUGAGCUCAUUGAAUCAUUCCCACAGACUCCCAUCCAAACCAGUGGCCUCCAGUCCCUCUCUGCAGAGUCUCUCCCCACACCCACAUCCUCAGUCUUCUUCAGCAGCCUAAAACUGGAGGCCAGGGUGGAGGUAGGUGGUGGCAGCAGUGCCAGAAGAGACGAUCUCUGUUCCCCAACAAAUGAUUGUUGUGCUCAGAGGCAAGAUGAGUCCACAGCCAACGGAGCAGGCGUGGAAAAAGAAACAAAGUUCGGUGCAGUUAAGAGAACAGAAGCAGUGGGUGUUGAGCUACAAUCAGUAGAAGAGGAUGACUUGUUUGGGCCGCAACAAGAAGCUCCCAUACAGGAAAGGUCUGAAGACACAAAAACGGACCUCAUGACAUCAGAUGUUAGGAAAAAGAGUGAGGCAGAGAUAGACGAUGGAGAUGAGGUGGUGUUUGGGGCUGAGGCCAGAGGAAGGGCAGACUCUGGCUCAUCUCUUUCCUUCAUGAUUCGCCAGGAGAGCUCGGAGGCUCCACCAUCCCUGUACAGAGACAUUUGGAGCUUGCGAGCCUCUCUGGAGCAAUAUGCCUCCUCAGACCAGAGCAGUACAGAUCGGGAGUCAAUCCGGAGUGAUGCCGACAGCGUCUCGUCUGUUGGUGGUGCAGGAGCUCGGUCCGGCUUAGACAGCUGCUUGUCCCAAGACCUGGACGACGAGCCUGAAGGUGAAGGGGAGGGAGAGAUGGUGGAGGGAGGAAUCAGAGGGGCGUCAGGUGGGGAUGGCGAGAUGGGAAGUGGAGCUGGAGGAGAGAGUGAGGCAGGGAACCGUAAGCUCCUCCAGAUGGACAGCGGCUAUGCCUCCAUUGAGGCACCAUCCAGGGCUCCUGAGGAAAUGCGGCUUUUUGGGACUCCUGGAGCUCCUCGAGGGAAGACAGCAUCUGAGAGAAGGUUGUUCUUUACCAGCUCUGGGAGGAAAGGUUCAGUGUGUGAGAGCAUUGAGACCAGGCUGUUUGAGGAGGAGCUAGAGGACGAGAUGACAGACGGCAAAGAGACAGAGGAGAAGCUAAAGGAGAGAUCUCAAACUGGCAGCCAGUCUCUCACCCUUAAAGAGCCAUAUCAACUUCCGAAGAACCUUCAUCCUCAGAAACCUUCAGAAUCACAAUCACAACCGAUGUCUCCACUGUUGAAACCAAUCCCACCAUCCUCUAGUCCUCACCCACCCCGUCUCCGCCGCCGUGACUACAGCAUCGAUGAAAAGACAGACGCACUUUUCAACGAGUUCCUCCGUCACGAUCCGCGGUUUGAUCAGCAGGACUCACCGCUGCGCUCCAGGCACCGAUCCAGAGUUCACCUACGGAAACAGUGGCAGAGACACAAGCAAUACAGUGACCCAGGGUCAGGCACUGGUGGUAGGUACUCUCCAUCUUUAGAGAGGCAAAGGUUCAUCCCUCUUCGGAGAGGCGACAGCGCUGGUUACCCUCUGGACACCAGGUAUCACAGUACACUUUCACGCAUUGCAAGUGCUGCAGAUGAAGAAGCCAGUGAGGUCGUGGCUUGCGAGGAAGCAGCCAAAGAGAGCACAGAGAACAAAGAUCCAUCAAGCGACGGAGCGCCCAAGGACGCCGCAGAAGAUACAGCCAACACAACCUCUGUAGGCACUGACGCAACAAAGAGUCGCGCAGAGUUGACCAGUGAGGACGAUGACCGCCAGGAAAGCACAACUAACCAGUCUCUGACCACUGUGACUACACAGAAGAGCUGCAUGGAUCCGAGAGUCGACAACAGAAACAACAACAGUAGUCAAGCUAUUUUAUCAGAGAUUUCUCUGCAGGCAGAGAGCAGCCUGACAGACAAGCUGGUCGUGUCAGUGGAGGAGAGACUCUACGGCAGCCUGCGCAGUGCAGAAAAGCUAAGUCAGGGAGGAACGGAGCAUGUGUUAACCAUGUCUCACACAGCCUCACCUGGCUUCAGUCCCAUGUAAUCCCAUCUCCUCCAUCAACCUUAUUUCAAAUUCUUCAACGACAGACUUGAACACAAAGCACUUCAAACAUCACCAUGUUUUAGAUACUUGGUUCCUCACUUUUGGACAAAUUUUCAAAAUGGUUUGAUGCAUCAAAACAUAAAUAUAUAUUGUAAAGGACAAACUUCUUGAUGGCCAGUCUCUUCCAGCAUUUCCAUUCAGACCUUAAUUUCCACUGUGACACCAUGUGACAUGUGAUGCCCCCUUUUUAUUGGUAACCGUUCUUAAAAAAAAAAAAAAAAUGCAUUCAUGACAUAGCUUUGAGAAUAUAGGCCCAUCUUUAGAAAAAAAAGAAAAAGAUAUUUUCAGAUUUAACUGUGAAUUUUCAGCAUGCUACUGUAUGUCCAAACUGUGUAUGUGAAUACUGUACAGUUUUAACUUUAAAACAAAAAGCACUUUGAUGGGAAGAAAGUUAAUGAUGGAGUUUCUGUCACCUGUUUCUCUCAUUUUAAAACCAUAAUCCUCCUUAAGUGUCCUUCUUGUCUCGAUCACCAUGAGGGGAAAUGUCUCAAUGAAAGCUUGCGGUGUCUGUGUUUGAUAGAAAGAACACCGACCAUUCUUCAGUACUUGUAGCCCUCUCUCAUCAACACAGUAUCACAGAUCUGUAAAUCACGCAUAGUAUAUUGUAAAUAUAAAAACUUUACACUAUACAGCCAACAAAAAGAAAAAUCAUGCAUUAUGAAUUUUUAUACUCCUAUUUCAUCUAGAUUUUUUUUAGGCAUGUGUGCCCGUUAUUCAUUAUAAUUAAGGAGGUCACAUCCGGGAGGCUCAGAGGGCUCGAGUGGAGUGUUGCAUCACUGCUGGGACUCUGAGGGAGGAGAAUGACAGAUGAUACUUAAAGCGACUGACACAGGAGCCUCUCUGGCUUUUAGGCAGAUGAACCAGUGACUGAGAGUAGAGGCUGUGAAAGUGGAUAGCACUGUCUGCUCCCAAACCGCAGCAGAAUAAGAUAAAAGACACGUUCUGGUGAUAUUCCAGACUUGUCAACAAAUGCCAUGAAAAGACAAAAACUAAUUAGGAAUUACAUGUGUAGACAGGACUUGCUCCAAUGUUGUCCAAAAACUGUUUGAAAAAAAUGUUCCCUCAUUACUACAAACGCAGCCUCUCAAGUUUAUCCCACAAACAUCGCCCUGCUGUUGUAAAUUUGCACUGGAGCACAAAAAAUGUAAAAAAAAAAAAAUUGUGAUAAUAUUCUGCAGCCUUUUCAUCAAAAUCUGGCAAUCGCACAAGUUGAACAGUUUUCUUCCCACUCUCCCUGCUCCAGUAUGGAUGUAAAAGUGUAAUUAUUCAUUCUGCAUUUGUCAAGUUUGAUCUCAUCACCAUGAGAGAAUUGCUGCAUGUUACAAUGUUUGAUGAAGACUGUCACCUGGGAAACUGCAAUGGUAGGUCCAGCCUUUCGUUUUCUUCCUUUCCUACAGGCUUGGGUUUGAGCUACAGUUGUGUGUAUCUUAUGAAACUCAUAUCUUUGUCAUUUAUGGUGAAUCAUCUGCUUUAUUGUAAAACAAGUAGCGCAGAAAAUUCAAAUGUCUUGCAGCCUUGAUAAAGGCUAGACCUUGUGGGACCAACUGAGGCACAUAUUCAUUUUGGACUGAACAUUUUUCUGAAUUAAAAAACAAAACAAAAGAAAUGAGCGACUCCUCAACACCAUGAUGAGUUUAUGCUUUAAGCUGAUUUACUUUGUGAGAGAGGUAUCCUCACACACUGAAUCACACCGCUGAAAUAUUUUUGCUCUUCAUCCUCACCAUGUUUGUCCUCUUGUCUUGUCGAGCGGAGAGCCUCUCAGUCGACCUUGCUGACGUGAUGAGCGCUGCGCUCUCCCUCCCUCCCUCCGAGUUGUGACUCACCUGCUCUCUGAUCUAUUCCCAGCGAGGGGCUGAUGAUGGGCCUGGCUACGUAAGACGGGAGGGAGAGGGAGGGCAGGGCUCCCACUGAUGUGUUCGGCGCAACAAAGAGAGAGCAUCACUGGAGAACAGGCGACUGGGUGAUUGUGACGGCACACCGCCUGCAGCUGAGCAGCAUCAGCUAUUGAUAUUCUAGAGUCUGACUACAAAACUAGCUGCAGACAUCAGAGAAAGGCGAGUGUAGCGUUCCUAUCAAAGCAUAACCUUGCAAAAGGACGCGGAAAACAAUAAAAAUUAUAAACUAAAACAAAAAGAAGAAACCACUGAGGUGUAUUGCAUUAAAAAAAAAUUGCUCAACUCAAAGUUAAACAGAAAGGAUCAUCCAACAAAAACAGCCUGUUUGGGACAUAUUUUAUAUAAAUAAUAAUUAAAAAAUAUUCAUUGGAAAAAAGAAAAAAAAAAAACCUAAAUGGAAAUCAAAAAUCCCCAACAGGUCAGCGGUGGAUCUCAAGGCUUCAGUCUGUCCAUCUGUCCACAAACCAAGCACUUUCCCUUUCUUCUUCCAGCUCUGUACAGCAUGCAGUUUUUUAUGUUGGUGGUAGUAGAGUACUAUCAUAAUUAUUCUCAUCAUAGAUCUAAAUAUAGAAUUAUUCAUAACUUUUGACAUCUUUUUUUUUCUCUUUAAUUUUUUACACAUCACAAUGUGUCUUAAAAACUGCCAUUAGGGUUCUGUAAAAACAAAAGGUAGUCAAAGAAACAGAAGGUAGAGGGUAGAGGGGGUGGGGUACAGGGGGUGAUGGUGUUUGUAACGUCCGGUGCAACACUUGGCCCUCGUAAAGAGGAUGACAGUGGAUGGAGAGGGGGGAGAUGACAGAGGUGGAUGACAGGAGUUGAAAGGAACAA